UUAAAGGGAAGACCGGUGGGAAGGCAAGGAAAAUCUUAUAAGCUAAAAUAAAAGCGAAACAAGGCAAAGUCCGCGGGAGUAUUUUUUUCAGUCUCAAGAAGUGUUUAGUGGAGUGACUAUCGUAUCACAGUUUACUUUUGACAGACGUGAACAAAUAUGUGGGCAGAUGAGGAAGCAGCGCCAUGGGAUAUCGAAGAAACCCCGGCGGAAGAAACUCCCGAAGCAUCUGCAGAAUCAGCCGCUCCAGCUGGUGAAGCAGCGACUGGAGAGAAACCAAAAAUCAAAUUAGAAAAAAUUGAACCACCGCACUACAAUCAUCAUUGGGUUCGCCCUCUCUUUCUUAAUUACGCGUACCUUUAUGAAUAUAGAAAAAAUUAUUACAACGAUGUCAUUGAUUAUCUGAACCAACGGGAGAAAGGCAUAUUUCGAGAACCUCCCAGAGCACAAGAGUGGGCUGAACGAGCAAUGAGGACUUAUGACGAAAAAAAUACCGACAAGAGUUUCAAACGAUCUGCAGAUAUGAAAUAUAUAAUUAAUAUGAGACAUGAACCUAGAUAUUACAGUUAUCAUACUCGAGCAUAUUAUAGUUUGAAGUAUCAGAAAAUUUUGUAAAUUAUUUUUUGAUAAUAAAGCUAUAUAACUUAAUGAUA
This is a messenger RNA of Bombus pyrosoma, 650 nucleotides long. It is a transcript of the gene fln, whose product is annotated as flightin. The record is from RefSeq and is a predicted model, not a curated record. The transcript is spliced from 3 exons. NCBI's taxonomy places the organism in Eukaryota, Metazoa, Arthropoda, Insecta, Hymenoptera, Apidae. The coding region runs from base 157 to 612 and encodes 151 amino acids.